GUAACUCGCAGCUGAAACACACUGGGAGCAGUUCAUAGCAUCAAAUCUUCAUCUACAUGGACUGAUGCCAUCUUGCCAGCCUCCAAGCAUGGAGAACUGAAGCUUUACGGAGUUUAUGUCACCUGGUUCAAAGGGAAUGUUUUUCUGAUAUUUAGCGAAGACCCUUACUGUCAUCAUGAUGAGCCAGGAGAAGUGGGUUAACCUGAGCCCUGGGGAGUUCUCUCAGCUUCAGAAAUAUGCAGAAUAUUCCACCAAGAAAAUUAAGGAUGUCUUAGAAGAAUUCCACGGCAGUGGUGUGUUAGCAAAAUAUAAUCCUGAAGGGAAACAAGAUAUACUUAAUCAAACGAUUGAUUUAGAGGGGUUUAAGCUGUUCAUGAAGACUUUUCUAGAGGCAGAGUUACCAGAUGAUUUCAUUGAGCAUCUUUUUACAUCAUUUAGCAACAAAAUCUCUCACUGCAGCCCGUUAAUAAAAAACAAACCCCAACACCUUUCUGGAGUUAAGGUGUCUGAAGAGAGAUGGAAACAGAUGCCAGGUCUGAGGCUUAACAAAGGUACCUCUACUUCCCGACCUCCUACUCCUGCCAACUUAAAUUUACCAGACAUGAUCCAGCUGAAAGAUAUUGUUUGCUAUUUGUCACUUCUAGAAAGAGGAAGACCUGAAGACAAGCUAGAAUUUAUGUUUCGUUUAUAUGAUACAGAUGGGAAUGGUUACCUGGAUAGUUCGGAGCUAGAAAAUAUCAUUGCUCAAAUGAUGCAUGUUGCAGAAUACCUUGAAUGGGAUAUUACUGAACUGAGUCCAAUCCUUCAUGAAAUGAUGGAAGAAAUUGACUAUGAUCAUGAUGGCACUGUGUCUCUAGAAGAGUGGAUCCAAGGAGGAAUGACAACGAUCCCUCUCUUGGUCCUCCUGGGUUUAGAGAAUAAUGUGAAAGAUGAUGGGCAGCACGUAUGGAGGCUGAAACACUUUAACAAGCCUGCCUACUGUAAUCUUUGUUUGAAUAUGCUAAUCGGAGUAGGCAAGCAAGGUCUCUGCUGUUCUUUUUGCAAGUACACAGUCCAUGAACGCUGUGUCUCAAGAGCUCCCGCAUCUUGCAUCAAAACAUAUGUCAAGUCCAAAAAGAAUACUGAUGUAAUGCACCAUUUCUGGGUAGAAGGAAACUGUCCAACAAAAUGUGAUAAGUGCCACAAAACCAUAAAAUGCUACCAAGGCUUGACUGGACUUCACUGUGUUUGGUGUCAGAUUACACUACAUAACAAAUGUGCUUCUCAUCUAAAACCUGAAUGUGACUGUGGACCUUUGAAGGACCAUAUUUUACCACCCACAUCAAUCUGCCCGGUAGUACUGGCGCUACCCACUUUAGGAGGUUUGCUCCCUGAGGAAAGACAGGCAACAGUGAAAAAAGAAAAGAGUUGCCCCCAGCAAAUGAACAAACUGGGAGAGCGGAACAAAAUGCAAAGAGCAAAUUCUAUCACCAUUGAUGGACAAGGUCUUCAGAUCACUCCAGUUCCAGGCACUCAUCCACUUUUAGUUUUUGUCAACCCUAAAAGUGGUGGGAAACAAGGAGAAAGAAUUUAUAGAAAAUUUCAGUACCUUUUAAAUCCUCGUCAAGUUUAUAGUCUUUCUGGAAAUGGACCAAUGCCAGGGUUAAAUUUUUUCCGAGAUGUUCCUGAGUUCAGAGUACUAGCAUGUGGUGGAGAUGGGACAGUAGGAUGGAUUUUGGAUUGCAUAGAGAAAGCGAACUUGAUUAAGCAUCCUCCAGUUGCUAUCCUGCCUCUUGGGACUGGCAAUGAUUUAGCAAGGUGUCUGAGAUGGGGAGGAGGUUAUGAAGGUGAGAAUUUGAUGAAGAUCUUAAAAGACAUUGAGAACAGCUCAGAGAUUUUGCUGGACAGGUGGAAAUUCGAAGUAAUACCCAAUGAUAAAGAUGAGAAAGGAGACCCAGUGCCUUACAACAUCAUCAAUAACUACUUUUCUAUUGGCGUGGAUGCUUCAAUUGCUCACAGAUUCCAUAUCAUGAGAGAAAAACAUCCAGAGAAGUUCAACAGUAGAAUGAAGAACAAAUUUUGGUAUUUUGAAUUUGGCACUUCGGAAACUUUCUCAGCCACCUGUAAGAAGCUGCAUGAAUCUGUAGAAAUAGAAUGUGAUGGGAUUCAGCUAGACUUAAUCAAUAUUUCUCUGGAAGGAAUUGCCAUUCUGAACAUUCCAAGCAUGCAUGGUGGAUCGAAUCUUUGGGGAGAGACAAAGAAAAGACGUAGCCACCGUCGGACAGAAAAGAAGAGGUCAGAUAAAAGAACAACUGUCACAGAUGCCAAGGAAUUGAAGUUUGUAUGCCAAGAUCUAAGUGACCAGCUUAUGGAAGUGGUUGGUCUGGAAGGAGCCAUGGAGAUGGGACAGAUAUACACAGGUCUGAAAAGUGCUGGAAGACGGCUUGCCCAGUGCUCAUCUGUUGUCAUCAGGACCAGCAAGUCACUGCCUAUGCAGAUAGAUGGGGAACCUUGGAUGCAAACUCCUUGCACGAUAAAAAUUACUCACAAGAACCAAGCCCCGAUGUUGAUGGGACCUCCUCCAAAAACCGGUCUUUUCUCUUCUAUCAUCAAAAGAACAAGGAACCACAGCAAGGAAUAAGCCUGCGUAGUUUAGAUUUUAGGGAAAAAAAACAAAAAACA
Pezoporus occidentalis (night parrot) is the source of this 2661-nucleotide messenger RNA. It is a transcript of the gene DGKB, whose product is annotated as diacylglycerol kinase beta. Gene Ontology annotation, molecular function: ATP-dependent diacylglycerol kinase activity; calcium ion binding. Gene Ontology annotation, cellular component: plasma membrane. Lineage: Eukaryota; Metazoa; Chordata; Aves; Psittaciformes; Psittacidae. Gene Ontology annotation, biological process: diacylglycerol metabolic process; lipid phosphorylation; intracellular signal transduction. The coding region runs from base 176 to 2620 and encodes 814 amino acids. The transcript has 26 exons. The record is from RefSeq and is a predicted model, not a curated record.